AUGAACAUCCGUCCAAGAAUCAGAUUGGAGGAGUCGCGCCUAACCACACCCGGCUCGCAGGCCACUCCGCGGGCAAAGGCGGUGGCCUCCUCCACCAUGUUGGCCAGCUCGAUCUGCACGUCCAGCUUUCUGAUCGGAACGCCGAGCGAUCGGAGGGCCCUGACCACGCGUAUGUCGGUGCGGCGACGGGGGGUAAUGUUGAGUCUCGCCCUUGCUGUCGACGCCUUCGAGGUGGCGGCGUGGUUCUGGUCGUCCGUCGCGGUGUUCCUCGAAGACGACGACAAUCGGGGGGACCCCGCCGGGUCGCCGGACUCCGACGCGGACGACCGGGACCUCGGAGCCGCCUUGUCGGCAGCCACAAUCGCCUCCCCCGCCGCUUCCGUCGCCGAUGCCAACGAUCCGGGCUGCGUCGCGCUCCACAUCCCAACCUUUCUUUACGUCAUGGCAUCCCCGCAACAGGCAUGGUCCCUCACCGGCCACCUUCUGGCAACCGAAGAACAGCUUUACAAGUCCGCGACUCAGCACCCCUUCCUACUCGCCGGUGCCGAGGGUCGACUGCCCAAAAACAUCUUGAGUCGCUGGCUUGCCAACGACCGGUUGUACAUUCACUCGUACAUCCGCGCGGCGGGCCAAUUCCUUGCAUCAAUCGACCUUCCGAAGCAAGUGUCCGGAUCGCAGGAAGCGUUCGAGACUCGAUUGGUAGAUUGGGUGACUGAAGCUCUCGUCGCCAUCCGAAAGGAGGAACGCUUUUUCAUCGAUGUUGCUGAUCGCUACAACUUGGGCAUCGAAAUCGCCGUUCCAUUCCCUGCUACUUCGGCCGCCGCGCAGGAUAAGGUUUCCACGCAGGGCGGAAAAUUGCCGGGGUUUGUCCAACUAGACUCCCUCUUCUCAUCUGUCGGCACUCAUCCAACCACCGUCGAUUCCCCCAACAAACUACCCGGCGGAUCUCUUGUGCGAUCUCUCUUUACCAGCAGCGCCGCUACGACGACCCCGCCGACCCUCCUUCCCUGGUUGGAAGGAGCCCUCACGUUCUGGGGCACUGAGCGCUGCUAUCUGGACGCCUGGUCUUGGGCCCGCGACAAGGCCGAGGAGCGCCACCCUUCAGGCGAGGACGCUGGCAAGGAGGAUGCUGAUGGCGGUGCGCUACGCAAGGAAUUCAUCCCCAAUUGGAGCAGCCCGGAGUUCUCACGGUUCGUGGAAGAGUUGGGGAAGUUGAUUGACGAUGCAGUGGCCGAAGUGGUGCAGCGGGAGGAGGGGGAGGAGCAGGGGAAGGUGAAGGAGGCGAUUCUCGGGAGAGUGGAAGGGAAAUGGAGAACACUUUUGGAGGCUGAGAAGGAGCCCUGGACGCCAGAAGCUCGAAUCUGCCACGACGCGCGCGUCCUCCACCGCGCAAAACGCCGUGACAAGACUUCCAUGGCGACGUCAAUAUCCACGCCUCCAGUUGCGGAGAACAUAACCGAUUCCGAUGAAACGGCGGCUUCCAAACUGAUCGAAGUUCUUAAUAGAAUCGACACCACGCUUGGGACUCUAGACCGGCGCCUACAGAUCCUCGAGAAGUCAUGGCCGCCCGCUCAAGCUGGUGCUAUUGUCCCCGUUGCAGUCCAAGACGCAAGCCGUGUGCUGAAAACCGAGCACUUGGGUUUCAUUGCGAAAAGCAAGACCGAUCUGGACGGAUCAAGCCACCUCCAGGAGAUCACCGUGGAAGACAGCGACCUCCUUGCACUGCUGCUAUGCACCUCGAGUCCCUGUCUGAAUCGCCAGCAAACCCGACAAGCCACUCGCAUCGGACACAGAACCUUCACUUACCCAUUCACGGAGCUACUUUCUUACCGGGAUGUCCUCAAUUUUUUCAUUCGCGAGUCGGAGGAACCCGAUAGUGAGCUUCGAUCCCUGUAUGCCGACCACGAGGCCAGCCACGCUUUGACACCUCGUCUGAAAAUGCAGACCGCAGACCUGCUCGGCUGUUGCGAUGAACAGUGUAAGACACUUGUCCGGAGUAGAGAUGCCAACAUAGCUCGCGGCGUUGUUCUCUUCGACGACCUACCGACUAUCUUCUCUCCUGGAAUGCUGCUCGUUGGGCCAGGAGGAGAAGGUCUUGAACAAGUGGUUGAGGUUUCGUCGUGCGACAUGAUAACCGGGACGGCAACCACAGAGGCCUGCGUGGUGCAGGUUUGGCACUUCAGGUGGAACGGCAAGGGCUUCUCGAGAACGAGCAGCCGCUUUGAACUGGGCCGUUACAGCGGGGCGCGGCCGAUCAAAGCGUUCCCAUACCACCCCGUUAUUGGGUUGGAUACAAAACAAUCAGUCACUCGGUUGGGGGAACUCGUCGCUAGAAACAGGAAGUAUCUCGCACGUCUUCAGGAGAUCUCUGACGUCGAGGUUGGCGAUUACCCUCUCUGCGUCUGGGAGUCGGAGUUCUCAGACGGUUUUAGACAUGGUUCUAAGGUCGUCCAAGCCAUCCUAGACCCCGCAGCCUUUUCCUUGUACAACGAGGAACCACUGCAAACAACCGCUACUUUUGGUUGUUAUUGUUCCAAAUGCACAAGUUCUGUCUUAUCCGAAGACGUUCUUCUGAGCACCAGAUAUCUUUUGCUGGCACCGGCGAAGGUUGAGGGGUUUCUGCUCGUAGGCAAAAAGUGGACAACCUUCCCCAUUCGUGAUCUCCGUCCUGUCGAACCGUUCUGGUGGGAUGCCGACACCUUAGAAACCGUCGCCCUAGGCCAGGAUUUGGUUAACUUUCUUAAAGAGAAAAUUACGGAACACUUUGCCUGGCGAAAAGAGAUUCUGGAGGGGACAAAUCACGAUCUCCUGACCGCUGGAAACAUCUCACGCAAAGCGUUUGUUGCCCAGUUUCAUGGUCCUGAAGGUCUCGGAAAAGCAUUGACAGCAUCGUCCCUGGCAGAUUAUUGCCACCGCCCAACCCUUCGUCUCAGCCCUGACGACAUGGGUUUGGAGCCCGAAAGUUUCGCGAACAGAUUGUCGUUAUACUCCAAACUAAGCUUUCGUUGGGGUGCGGUCAUGAUCUUUUCCGAGGCAGACAACAUGCUGAAGAGCAGGCGCCUGGAUGGCCUGCUCCGGAACCCACUCGGAGAAGGUGAGAAUCGGCCGUCCAUGCAACAUCACCUCGUGCGAUAUAUCCGACAGGUUCCCUUCCCAGUUCCGUUACCCGAAGACAUCAAGAAAAUGUUUACAUCCUACCUGAGCCAGCUGGAUCCCGAAUUUGUGGAGCAGGGAGAUGAUAUGGUGAACUGGGUAGUGGCCACGGCUACGACGUUGCGGCUGUCAGUUCGCCAGUUCCGCGACAUUUUCCAGCGUGCUGCAGCUCAUGCAGACAGGGGCAGUCGGAAAUUGAAUCUGAGUAGCCUUAUCAAGGCCUACACGACGACGACCGGACGACCGAAUGAGUGGAGCCUGGUGGACGAUACUUCGUUGUAUUAUGGAAGCAGCCAGGUUUUAGAGGGGACCACUGCGCCAGCAGUGACCAAGCUCUUACGCGAUACCUUUAGUUCCUGGAAUAAGCUUCCUGACGACGGGCGGCUACCACUUACUGUUUCUGAGACAUUUUAUUCCGGAGCACCGUCGGAUCCCGCGCUUCAAGGUGCAAGCGCCCUGAAAAAAGCCACUGAAGAGCUGCAAAAGUUUGGCAGCAUGUGGAUCGUGGAUUGGGGUUGGCCAAGAGGAAUAUGGUACCCAAUGCAAGGCUGCGCGUACAGGCCCAGUGGACUGUAUCGAUGGAUAGACCCUGAUACUAAACACCCCCGCGAGGAAUGGGAGCGAGCGGAAUUCACGGUUGGGCUAGCCGACCUCAUCGACAGCCAGGAGCACGGUCACUCCAAAUCCGGCGGUCCUUGGAGGAGGCUAGUUCUCGUUGAGGUCCAUGUUCAGGCGACCACAUUGGAGUCGUUCGGCCCCGUCGCGUCCAUUACUCGACUGGACUCGUUGAAUCAGAAUCUCGGAAACACGGAUGAACCCGAUUUGCAGUUUCAUAUCGCGUUUUUUCACAUGAUUACACUCCAGACCGGGUACGUUGGAGACCUGCGAAACACGACUCGAUUCUUCAAUGCCCCUACGGUUGGAAUGAGCAAGGGCUGUUUUACGAUCUUUCCUGUGCCCUUGGUAAACGAAUCUCCGUCGUUAGCCAGCUCCAUCCAUUGGACGCUCAUCUGCCUGACACCUCAAGACUUCUGGGCACCAUUCAUAUACGAAACGUGCGCAGCGCCGACCCUCAGGGCGCAGACAACAUACUAUGUGGCCGAGGCGCUUAGAACAGUGGCAGCCGGCUGGCGCGAGAUCCUUCAGUCCAUCGAAAAGCUCGUGGAUAGUGACAGCGUCUUGCGCCAGCCUGAUCAACUCCAGGACAUCUUGUUUGACGAUGACGCCUUUUCGACCUCGAAGCGCUAUUUCUGGGCUAUCAAUUUCAUCCACGAGGCGGACAAGCUACUGGAUGAUUCGAUCCAACAAUGGGUUAGGUUUCGAAAACGGUCUGUGACGCCGUGGACCGCCAUGGGAUUGCAGAGCGACCGGGAAUACUACUGGUACGAGAAGUCUCAGGAGGUGCUCGCCACAGCGGACCAGGUGGCGGAGGAGUCGUGUGAGGAUCUGAAGAGGCUGAGGCAGGAGUUUCAGGAGAAGCUGGAACGCAUCACCAUUAUGAGAGACGGCCUUGGCGAGAACGUUAAGCUCCUCACCUUCGUUAGCAUCUUCUUCCUUCCUCUGGGCCUCUGCAUGGCAAUCUGGAGCAUCAACGAGUCCUACAGCAGCACCAACCUGGCGAUCGUGACGGUUGUCGUGGCUGUCGCGACGUACGCGCUCACGUUCAACCUCAACAACGCGGUGCACGGCCUGCAGAAGAUAUACGGGCCCAAGCGGCGGACGCUGAUCGAGCAGAUGGAGGGGGACCCGAGCCUGAGGUGGCGGUGGUUUGGUGACCGCUUCAAGGUGUUUGAGCGGAGCGAGCGCGGACAGCAGAAGCCGUCCGAGUGGAUCAUCUGGGCCUAUCUCUUUCGACGUAUGUGGCGCGCGGUGCUGCGGAAGAAGGACCCGGGGCCGGACGAGAUGGGGUCGGGGUGGAGUCUGUGA
Chaetomium globosum CBS 148.51 is the source of this 5079-nucleotide messenger RNA. RefSeq lists its product as uncharacterized. The transcript is spliced from 12 exons. NCBI's taxonomy places the organism in Eukaryota, Fungi, Ascomycota, Sordariomycetes, Sordariales, Chaetomiaceae. Bases 1 to 5079 code for a protein of 1692 amino acids. The record is from RefSeq and is a predicted model, not a curated record.